Pistacia vera is the source of this 4475-nucleotide messenger RNA. RefSeq names its product disease resistance protein TAO1-like. Lineage: Eukaryota; Viridiplantae; Streptophyta; Magnoliopsida; Sapindales; Anacardiaceae. The transcript is spliced from 5 exons. The record is from RefSeq and is a predicted model, not a curated record. The coding region runs from base 99 to 4475 and encodes 1458 amino acids. Gene Ontology annotation, molecular function: ADP binding; protein binding. Gene Ontology annotation, biological process: defense response; signal transduction.
ACUCUUUGCAAAAGCAACGGUUAUGUUCUUCCUUCUUCUUCUUCUUCUUUUUUGACUUUCUGAGAACCAGAGCCUUGACCUUGACAUUAAAGACCCAAAUGGCAAGCGAUGCUGCUUCAUACACGCCGGAACCUUUCAGGCUCCGUUGGGACGUGUUUUUAAGUUUCAGAGGUGAAGAUACGCGCCACACCAUCACGCACAGCCUAUACGACUCACUUCAUAAGCAUGGAAUCAGAGUCUUUAGAGACGACGAGGGCUUGAACCGUGGGGACGAGAUUGCUCCUAGUCUGUUUGAAGCCAUCUAUGACUCCGCGGCUUCUAUUGUCAUUCUCUCGCCCAAUUAUGCCUCUUCUAGGUGGUGCCUUGAAGAGCUGGGUAAAAUAUGCGAGUUAAAUAGACUGAUUCUGCCUGUGUUCUACCAAGUUGAUCCCUCCCAUGUUAGGCGACAACAAGGAUCUUUUAGAGAGCAUUUUAAGAACCAUGAAGAGAGAUUUGGACAAGAAAUGGUGUUGAAAUGGAGGAAAGCUAUGGCAAAAAUUGGUGGUAUUUCUGGUUGGGUUUUCGUUAACUGGGACGAAGAGCAACUGGUGCAACUUUUAGUCAAAAGGAUUUCGACUGAAUUGAGUAAUACUCCAAUAAGAGUGGCUGCUUAUACAGUUGGACUUAAUUCUCGUGUGGAACAACUUGUGAGGUUGUUAGAUGUAAAAUCCAGAGGCAUUCUGGUUCUGGGGCUUCAUGGGAUGGGUGGGGUUGGUAAGACAACCCUUGCAAAGGCUGUUUACAAUAAAUUUGUUGGGCAAUUUGAGCAUCGCAGUUUCAUUUCAAAUGUUAGAGAGAUUUCAGGAAAAGUUGAUGGAUUGAUAUCUCUACAAAAGAAACUUAUUGAUGAUCUUUACCCUGAUAAUGAGGUGGUUGUUACAAAUGAGGUUAAGGUAAAUAUUGAGGCUAUCAAAGGGAUACUUGAAGAGAGAAAAGUUAUUGCUGUUUUCGAUGAUGUUGAUGAUAUAAGCCAACUAAAUGCACUGUGUGGAAAGAAAGAAUGGUUCUGUGAAGGAAGUCGAAUUAUUAUUACCACAAGAAAUAGAGGGGUUUUACCUGAAAAUUAUGCGCACCACGAUGUACAAAAGUUGGAUCCCUCUGAGUCACUCCGACUUUUUAGUUACCAUGCAUUUAAAAGAGAGAAACCUGCAGACCAGUUUUUGAAUCUGUCUAAGCAAUUUGUGUCACUUACAGGAGGGGUACCAUUGGCUCUUGAGGUAUUUGGUGCUUUUUUGUUCGAUAAGAGGACGAUCCUGGAAUGGGAAGAUGCAAUGGGAAAGUUAAGUGAGAUUCGUCCUGAUAAUCUUCAAGGAAUACUAAAGAUAAGCUUUGAUGGGCUAGAUGAACAAGAUAAGUGCAUAUUCCUUGACAUCGCAUGUCUCUUUGUUGAAAUGGAGAUGAAGAGAGAAGAGGCUAUAGACAUAUUGAAGGGUUGUGGAUUUAGAGCUGAGAUAGCAAUCUCUGUCCUUGUGGCAAAAUCACUCAUCAAGAUUGCUAAAGAUGAUACUUUGUGGAUGCAUGAUCAACUUAGAGACAUGGGCAGACAAAUUGUUCAACAGCAGAACCUUCUAGAUGCUGGACAGCGUAGUAGACUGUGGGAUCGUCAUGAAAUCAUGUCUGUGUUGAUGCUGAAAAAGGGAACAAGAAGUAUACAGGGUAUUGUCUUAGACUUUAAAGAAGGAAUCUCGAAGAAGAAGAACUCAAGUGCUGGCACAAAUUUCUGGGGUAAUCAUGAACGAAGGCUAAGUCUCAUCCCUGCUGUUACAUAUUUGAAAGAAAGAUACAAAAAACUUUAUCAACAUGGAUCAGAAAAUGAGAGAGAGACAAUACUUUACACUAAAUCUUUUGAAUCAAUGGUUAGUCUGAGACUGCUUCAGAUCAAUCAUAUAAAAUUGGAAGGGAAAUUUAAAUUUCUUCCGGCUGAACUGAAGUGGCUGCAAUGGAAAAAAUGCACAGUGAAAAGUCUUCCUUCUGAUUUUUGUCCUUUCCAACUUGCUGUUCUUGAUCUCUCAAAUAGUGCCAUUGAACAUGUGUGGGGUUCGUACACUAACAAGGUGGCUAAGAACUUGAUGGUCAUGAAUCUGCGUGGUUGCUGGAAUCUAGCUGCUAUUCCUGAUUUAUCCAAGCAUCAGAUCCUGGAAAAGCUUGUACUUGAGGGUUGCAUUAAACUGACUAAGAUUCAUGAAUCUCUUGGUAAUAUGAGUACAUUACUUCAUUUGAACCUCAGAGCAUGCUCAAGCCUCAUUGAAUUCCCAAGUGAUGUCUCAGGUCUGAAACAUCUUGAGAAACUUAUCCUUUCUCGUUGCUCUGAAUUAAAGAACUUACCGGAGAACUUAGGCAGUAUGAGAUCUUUAAAGGAACUUCUUCUUGAUGGCACUGCUAUAGAAAAACUGCCUAACUCCAUAUUUUACCUUGUAAAACUUGAGAAGCUAAAUCUAGAUAACUGUAAACUUUUGAAACAACUACCUGAAUGUAUAGGAAAGCUGUAUGCUCUGAAGGAACUCUCCCUUAAUCAUUCUGCAAUAGAAGAACUACCAUAUUCUGUUGGAUACUUGGGAAACCUUCAGCAACUAAGUUUAAUUGGCUGUAGAUUAGUGACUGCAAUCCCUUAUUCUAUUGGGAAUCUCAAGUCCUUAAUAGAAUUCUUAAUUGGUGGAACUGCAGUCAAAGAGCUGCCUACUUCUAUUGGUUCAUUAUCAUAUUUGAAGACUUUCUCAGUUUGGAACUGUCAACUCCUUUGCAAAUUGCCUGAAUCAAUUGAAGGAUUAGCUUCACUUGUUGAGCUUCAGUUAGAUGGGACAUCCAUCAAAGAUCUUCCAGAUCAGAUUGGUGGCUUGAAAAUGCUUGACAAGCUUCGGAUGAAGAAUUGUAAAUAUCUUAAAAAUUUACCGGUAUCAAUUGGAAGGGUGUUGAGUCUGACUACUCUGGACAUUUCUGAAGCCAAUAUUUUGGAGUUGCCCGAAUCCAUUGGGAUGUUAGAAAAUCUUAUUCUAUUAAGAAUGAACAAAUGUAAACAGCUCCAGAAACUUCCAGCUUCAAUUGGACAAUUGAAGUCUUUGGUCCAUUUGCUAAUGGAGGAAACUGCCAUAACAGAGUUACCAGAAAGCUUUGGUAUGCUUUCAAGCUUAAUGGUAUUGAGAAUGGCGAAAAAGCCACCUUUAAAAAUGCCUGGAAAAUCUGAGCCAAUGAUGACUAAUGUGGUACUGCCAGCAUCUUUCACAAAUCUCACAUUGCUGGAAGAACUGGAUGCACGUUCUUGUAGAAUCUGUGGUAAAAUUCCUGAUGAUUUUGACAAGUUAUCACGUUUAGAAAUCUUGAGACUAGACAACAACAAUUUUCACAGCCUUCCAUCUAGCAUGAGGGGACUCUCCUUUCUCAAAAAGCUUUGGUUGUGCGAGUGUGAAGAACUCAAGUUUCUCCCUCCUCUUCCCUCUAGUUUGGAAGAGAUAAAUGUUGCAGACUGUUUUGAAUUGGAAAGAAUACAUGACCUUUCAAACUUGGAGAGCUUAAAGUUACUGAACCUUACAAACUGUGAGAAAGUGAUGGAUAUUCCUGGCCUUGAAUGUUUAAAGUCCUUGAGACGUUUGCACAUGAGUUGUUGCAAUGCAUGCUCUGCAGUAGUGAAGAAAAGACUUUCUAAGGUUCAUUUGAAGAAAUUACGCUAUCUAAGUAUGCCUGGAAGCAAAAUUCCAGAAUGGUUUACUCCAAAUAUUGUUAGAUUUUCAAAACGGAAAAACCUAGAGAUCAAAGCUGUGAUCAUAGGUGUAGUCAUCGCUCUUGACCAUCAGAUACCAGAUGAUGUGAGAUUUCAACUCCCUGGAGUAGUGGACAUAAGAGCAACAAUCACCACACCGGAUAAACCUAUAUUUUACACCACUUUGGAUUUACGGGGGGUACCGAAGACAAAUGACGAUCAAGUUCACUUUUGUCGAUAUUCAGUGUAUGGUGAUUCAUUGGUUAUGAUGUUGAAAGAUGGUUAUAAGAUACAGGUAUCCAAAAGAGACCCACCAGUUGACAAGGGGGUUGAACUGAAGAAAUGUGGGAUUUAUCUGGUAUACGAAAAUGAUGAUGAUUAUGAUGGGGAUGAGAAUUCAUUAGAGGAAAGCCAACUAUCUGUAUCAGAAAAGCUAGUUCAUUUUUUUGCUUCUUUCGGAGAAGAUGAAGAUGAUCAAAUGUCUGAAGCAGGUACUCAAGUUGAACAAGAAAUGCAAGAGAUCAAAGAACAAGAAGGUACUCAAGUUGAACAAGAAAUGCAAGAGAUCAAAGAACAAGAAGGUACUCAAGUUGAACAAGAAAUGCAAGAGAUCAAAGAAAAAGAAGCUACAAAUUCAUCCAACAAUGAUAGUUACUUUACUUUUGUCACAAUUGUUGUUUCUUUUACCAUAAUGUUGAUUAGUUGGUCGUACUUUUUUGUUUUGAGAGAGAAAGGUGUAUGA